AUGUUGCUCUGCUCUGCCCGCGCAGCGACCACCUCCGCUAGGCUCGGCCAGCGCGCCGCCUCCUCCCUCGCGCUCAAGCGUUUCAACGCCGUCGUCAAUGCCGUGCUCCAGUCUAAGCUUAUCGUACUCUCGUCCGCGAUCAAGAGCGUGCCCGAGCUCAACGCGUUCGUCUCGAACCCAACCCUCCGCACGAACGACCGCAUCUCGGGACUCAAUGUGCUCCAUGCCGCUGCUGAGAUUCCGAAGAAGGAGCCCAACGGCCGUCUCGCCGAGGCGCACGGCGUUAUCGAGGGCUUCAACGAGCUAGUCUCCCAGUACAAGGGUGAGCUCACCGUGGCCAUCACCUCCGUUGCGCCUCUCCCCAGUGACAUCCGGCGCAAGCUCGAGUCCUCACUGAAGCAGUCACGGGUGGCGCAGAAGGCCAAGUCGGUUAAGGUGGCCGAAAACUUGAUGAUCGACCUCAGCGUUCAGUCCCGGGUAGCACGGCUGAACAGCCUCUUGCAGCUCUCUGUUUGA
Rhodofomes roseus is the source of this 516-nucleotide messenger RNA. Its product is annotated as OSCP, subunit 5 of the stator stalk of mitochondrial F1F0 ATP synthase. NCBI's taxonomy places the organism in Eukaryota, Fungi, Basidiomycota, Agaricomycetes, Polyporales, Fomitopsidaceae. Bases 1 to 516 code for a protein of 171 amino acids. Gene Ontology annotation, biological process: proton motive force-driven ATP synthesis. The transcript has 4 exons. The record is from RefSeq and is a predicted model, not a curated record. Gene Ontology annotation, molecular function: proton-transporting ATP synthase activity, rotational mechanism.